Sardina pilchardus (European sardine) is the source of this 5639-nucleotide messenger RNA. It is a transcript of the gene kdm4c, whose product is annotated as lysine (K)-specific demethylase 4C. The coding region runs from base 191 to 5221 and encodes 1676 amino acids. The transcript is spliced from 22 exons. Gene Ontology annotation, cellular component: nucleus; chromatin. Gene Ontology annotation, molecular function: histone H3K9 demethylase activity; zinc ion binding. The record is from RefSeq and is a predicted model, not a curated record. Gene Ontology annotation, biological process: regulation of gene expression; chromatin remodeling. Lineage: Eukaryota; Metazoa; Chordata; Actinopteri; Clupeiformes; Clupeidae.
UGGCGUUUGAGUUAAUUGUAUUUAUAGAGUAGCGGUGUUUUUAUUCCAAAAAACAUGCAAAACUGUUCAAAUGUAAGAUUACCUAUGGUGCAUUAGUAGAACUUGAUGUCUGUGGAUAUAUUGAGCAACCCUGCUGAAGAAGGGUAGAGGCCUAUCAAACAGUGGAAGACUGAACAGUAGGAGGGUCAACAUGGCGGGCACAGGGGGCUGCACCCCUGGUAACCCCUCCCUGAAAAUCAUGACCUUUCGGCCCACAAUGGAGGAGUUCCGAGAUUUCAAUCAAUACCUUGUGUACAUGGAGUCCCAGGGAGCCCAGCGUGCUGGUCUUGCUAAGGUCAUUCCUCCAAAGGGAUGGAAACCGCGCCGUACCUACGAUGAUAUUGAUGACCUGGUGAUUCAGGCGCCCAUCCAGCAGAUGGUGGCUGGCCAGUCUGGACUCUUCACCCAGUACAACAUCCAGAAGAAGCCUCAGACUGUCAAGGAGUUCCGCCAGCUGGCCAACAGCGACAAAUACUGCACCCCACGGCACUUGAGUUUUGAGGACUUGGAGAGAAAGUACUGGAAGAAUCUCACGUUUGUGUCCCCUAUCUAUGGAGCCGACGUGAGUGGCACCCUCUACGAUGAGGACGUAGAAGAGUGGAACAUUGGACACCUCAAAACAAUUCUGGAUGUGAUCGAGGAGGACUGUGGGGUGGCCAUCCAGGGGGUGAACACGCCAUACCUGUACUUCGGCAUGUGGAAGACCAGCUUCUCAUGGCACACAGAGGAUAUGGACCUCUACAGCAUUAACUACCUGCACUUUGGAGAGCCCAAGUCCUGGUAUGCUAUCCCACCAGAGCAUGGGAAGAGGCUGGAGCGGCUGGCUACAGGUUUCUUCCCUAAUAGCUUUAAGGGCUGUGAGGCUUUCCUGAGGCACAAGAUGACUCUCAUAUCACCUUCCAUUCUUAAGAAGUACAGCAUCCCCUUUGACAAGAUAACCCAGGAGGCUGGUGAGUUUAUGAUCACAUUCCCAUAUGGUUACCACGCUGGGUUCAACCACGGCUUCAACUGCGCCGAGUCUACUAACUUUGCCAGCGUGCGAUGGAUUGACUACGGCAGAGUUGCAACUCAGUGCUCCUGCAGUAAGGACAUGGUGAAGAUCUCCAUGGACCCGUUUGUGCGCCUCUUCCAGCCGGAGCGCUACGCGGGGUGGCUGCAGGGGAAGGACCCGUGCCCCAUCGACCACACGCAGGCCACGCCCAGCGCCACGCCCCAGCUGGAGAGCUGGCUGCAGAGACGCGCCUACACCAAGCCUGCUGUCCAGAGCCUGCCCCACACCCGCACGCGCUCCAAGAGGCACAAGACCGUGGAGGAGCCCGUGGACAUGGAGGCGUCUGCAGGGGAGAAGUGCAGGAGGCUCGAGUGCUGCUCGGACGACCAGGUGGCACCUGCUCCUACACCACAGGACCACAAAUCCCACACUGCACUACUUCAGGGCAUCGGGUCCUCUGGUCGGCGCAGACAGAUGUGUGUUGUGAAGGUGAACCGAGUUGAGGCAGACACGCUGAUUCAGAAAGCCUCCAUCCGUGAGGACCUCUCAGGACCGCAUCACCAGAAAGUGUCCGCCAGAGAACGCAGUGUCUCCAAGGAGACACCGGACACAGGGCUGAGCCUGUCAGCAGGCCAGCCGCCCGGCCCUCUGGACAGGCCUCCGAGGACUGACCAACCCACGGACACACACACGCACGCUUUGGCCCCCGGGUCCCCAGCCGCCGUCACUGCCAUGAGUGGCAACACUCCAGCAUGCGCGAGCGCUACGAAGAGGAGCAAGUCCACCUCCUCGCAGGAGAGCAAAGGCCAUCAAGCUACCAUGUCAGCCUGUGACGGUGAAGCGCCGGCCGCACCAACACACACACGGCCAGCGGAGAGCACGCUGACCACACCUCUGACCACACCUCACUCCUGGCCAGCAGAUGGACCUCUGGGCGCGGGAGGCGCUCAAGCACUUUACGGUGACGUAAGUAGCGCGCCCUCAGCUGCAGAUCUGUGCCCUGAGGCUGGCACGCCCGCCCCCCGCGGGGCAUCUGAAGCCACCGAGGUGAGUGCCCGGGUCCCUGCGGACCCUCCUCAGGUCAGCGGCGGGCUCGCCCGAGUGCCCAGCGCGGGGUGUGUCUCGGAGAUGCCCCUGCUGACCCCGGAGCCCGUGGAGAUGGAGCCGGAGGAGGAGCCGCCCGCCCUCACCCAGGAGAUGCCCGCCCUCACCCUCGCCCUGUGCUCAGACGCCGCGGCGGGCGCAGUGACGGGCAGGCACACACACGCGCCCGCGCUCUACCGCGAGAGCGACACGCCCGUCCAGUCUCACACGGCUCCGCCAGAACUGACCCCAGAGGCCCUGAACCAGGAGCCCCCCCUCAGCCUGGAGCCUGCGCUCAGCCAGGCCCACACAGACUGCACACACACACACCUGUGGACACACACUCCCAACCCUGAGCAGCACAGACACACACUCUCUACGGCAGAGGCACAAGACACACCGCCACCAACACUUGAAAUCCAACACACACAGUCCACAGACAAGCUCCCCAAUCACACCCAGCUCUGCUCUCAUCCAAAUCCUUCUGACAAAUCAGCACUUCUGGCGAACAGCGGCCUCACACUCCAGACACACACUCCCACGCCACAGGGCAACCCCACUGCACACACACACACGCCACAGGGUAGCCCCACUGCACACACACACACGCCACAGGGUAGUCCCACUGCACACACACACACGCCACAGGGUAGCCCCACUGCGCACACACACACGCCACAGGGUAGCCCCACUGCACACACUGGCACUUUGACACAGCCGAGCACUGGACUCCCACACAGAGGGCCGGCGAGUGUGGAUGGCCAGCGCAGCACACAGGCCUGCACUACUGACCCCACUGAAGCAGCCGCAGCCCCCUCAGCCCACCCAGCGCACCCCUCUGCGUUGUGCACGUCCCAGCCCAGCACUACUGGCCCCAGCACAGGCCCCCGCCUGCACUCGGACCCUACUGACCUCAGAGCACGCGUGAGCAUUACGGGCUAUGAUGACCGCUCUGACUCAGCGCCUGUCUCCGCCGACUCUCAGCCCCAGCUGACCGUUCCCCCCGACACUACAGCCCCUGAUGCAGGCCAGGGCUCCGCGCAGCCCACUGCUAACUCUCACGCCUACGCAGACGCGCAGCAGAGCUUCGGACGCCGCGCUGGUCUCACGCAGGCUGACCGCUCCCACUCCAGCACGUACGCGCUCCUGGAGACCCUCCCCCCUGAGAGCUCAUUGGUGGACAUGCGGCCUCAGUCCCUCCCCCCCGACGCCGUGUGGGCCAGCCUGCCGGCUCCGUCCCCCGCCGUGCUGAUCGAGAGCGUGCGGCCGGAGCUGACGGACAGCCUGACGGCCUAUCACGCGCCGGCGACCGCCUACGACCGCCACGCGCUGCACACCUUCAGCCUGUGGGAGGAGCCGCGCUGCAAGGCCGUCCAGUCGCCGGAGCCCCCCGAGCCGCCGGAGCGCGAGCAGACCUGGACCCAGCUGGAGCCCAGCCUCCCACCCAGCGCCCUGCACGCCCACGCACAGGCACACACACACGCCCACCACCACGGCCCACCCGACCACACCGACGCGGAGCUGCCCAGCAACCAGCUGGCUUCCUCUGAGUGUGGAGGCUCUGAGAGAGGAGGAGGCGGAGCCAGCAGCAGCGACGACAGCUACAACUCCAACCUCAGCGAAUCAGAGUGCGGCGACUCAGGCCUGGAGCCGGGGGAAGUCCCCCCAUACCAGAGCGGGGGCAUGAAGAAGAACACAAAGAGCUGGCGCCUGCCCCUGAGGAAGCCCACCGCUCGAGCCGUGCCAAGCGCUGUCAAGCAGCAGAACAUCAGUGACGAAGAGCCUCCAGAAUGUUCCAUGGCGGAGGGGGAGGAGCAGGAGGUGGAGCAGGAGGUGGAGCAGUGGGCACGGCCGCUGGUGCAGCUGUGGCACAGCAGGGGGCGCUGCCUGAGUGCGGAGCGCGAGUACAACGCUACGGUGGCCCAGAAGCGGCCACACUGUGCCAUCUGCACCAUGUUCAUGCCUUACUAUCAGCCCGAGGAGAGCUCCGAGGACCGAAGGGAAGCACAAGAGGUCACCCAGCGCUCAGGGGGGUUUGUGCGGUCGCGACCUUUGAUCCCGGAGAUCUGCUUUGCCUUUCGCGAAGGCUCGUGCCCCCCCACAACCCUCCUGGAGGAGGACGGCUCCAGCCCCCUCAUCCGCUGCGCCCACUGCUGUGUCCAGGUCCAUGCCAGUUGCUAUGGUGUCGCUGCAGAUGACAUUGGUGAGGCCUGGUCAUGUGACCUCUGCUUGAGUGGAGAGCAGGCCGCAGACUGCUGUCUGUGUAAUCUGCGCGGGGGAGCGCUGAAGACCACCACAGACCACAGAUGGGCCCAUGUGAUGUGUGCCAUUGCCAUUCCGGAGGUGAAGUUUGUAGAUGAAACCAAAAGGAGUCCUAUAGACACCAGCGCUGUCCCAGCUCAGAGAUUCAAACUGAAGUGUAUUUACUGUCGCAAGCGUGUGAAGCGAGUUGCGGGGGCGUGUGUCCAGUGCUCCUGUGGCCGAUGUUCCACCUCCUUCCAUGUCACCUGUGCUCAUGCCGCCGGGGUGGCCAUGGAGGCUGAUGAUUGGCCGUAUGUGGUGUUCAUCACCUGCCACAGGCACCAGUCUCGAAGCUCAACAACAAAGCGUAAUGUGCGUGAGGAGCUGGUGGUGGGCCAGACGGUGAUCAGCAAGCACAAGAACCUGCGCUACUACAGCUCCCGCGUCACACACAUCACCUCACACACUUUCUACGAGGUCAUGUUCGACGACGGCUCCUUCAGUAACGACACCUUCCCGGAGGACAUUGUGGUGAGUAGCAGAGACUGUGCUGCGUUGGGUCCUCCUGAGGUGGGGGAGGUGGUUCAGGUGAAGUGGCCCGAUGGACUCUACUACACCGCCAAAUAUCUUGGCUCUAAUACAACACAUAUGUACCAGGUGGAGUUUGAGGACGGCUCUCAGGUAACGGCCAAGAGAGAGGACAUCUACACUCUGGACGAAGACCUGCCCAAGAAGGUCAAAGGACGACUUUCUACAGCCUCCAGCAUGCGUUUCCAGGACGCCUUUUUCACCUCGCAGGGAGAGCGGAAGAGACAGCGGACCCCCAACUCUCGCUUCCAGAGAGACUACAUCACCAAGAGCAGCUGAGAGCAGCCGAGGGCCACUCACAGGAGACUCCAGUGUGUCACCGUGGGACAGUUACUCUAACAUGUCAGGGAAAUGCAAUUUUUGAAAGUUGAAACACAAAAAAAACAGAGAAUGUUUUUUUCUGAGGACUUCCCAUGUACUUGGGUUUUUCCUUCAAAUGGACUACUUUUUUUUUUUCUUUGGUCCCUUUGUUCUGAUCAGUGCAUGUUAAGCGUGACGGCUCCUGCAGAGGGCAGUGUCCUACUUCUAACUCGUUUUUAAUAGAAAACUAACGAAAGCUACUGUCGCCGUGUCUGCUGAAGCACUUUGUCUUAACUAUUUAACUUGAUUGGAUGGGUUUGUUUAUUUAUUGGGGUCUUCCCUCUCCCCUAUGUGUCAACCAUAGCUGUACAAUACUGAUUAAAAAUAUUUAUGAUUA